AUGGAUAGUCUGCAGAGCACAGACAAUUUGCUAGGAUGGCUUAAAUCAGUAUCACUUCAUUGGGAGGUGCCUGUCUUCAGUGCGCUUAUUUAUGUCGUGUGGGUCCUUAGGAAUAACAAGCGCAUCAAAGAAAAGCACGAAAAGAAGGAAAUUCUAAACCCGCAAUCAAGUGCAUCAGAAAAAACUGUGGCACGCAAGGCACAGAAGAGCAUGCAACUGAAAACCAUGAUUUUCUUGCACAACAUGGGAAUGUCCCUCUUUAGCAUGCUUGUUUUCAAGAAGACCUUUGAGGUAAUUUCCACUGGGUUCUCAACCAUGUCAUUUGAAGCCUUCCUAUCUGACUCAGAUGGAUCAAUGGAAAGAGGCCUUUCCCCGUGGAUCUGGAUAUUUUAUAUCUCAAAAUACUACGAAGUGGUUGAUACACUGAUACUUUUCCUAAGCCACAAAGAAAGUUCUUUCUUGCAGAUGUACCACCAUGCAGGCGCAAUUGUUGCAUGCUGGCUUGUUUCCUUGUCGCAGUCGUAUUCUGGCUGGAUCUGGGUUGUGCUAAAUUCCUUCAUCCAUAGCACAAUGUAUUUAUACUACGCAAUGACAGUCAUUGGCAUCAGGGCGCCCUUUAAGAGGCUUAUUACAUUCAUGCAGAUAGCCCAGUUCUUUGUUGGUCUUUUCUUUGGUGCCAUAUAUAUCAGCCGAGAGUCUACCUUUAGCACAGAACCCACCCUUAGGUUCUACCAAUACUCAGCUAUUAUCUUCAAUGUUGUAUAUGUGAUAAUUCUUAUAGGACUGUUCCUUAACUUUGAGAGGCAGACGUACAGAAAGGUAGCAGCAAAACAGAAAUCUGCACCCAUCCAGGAAUCCCUCCUAGAAAGUGCACCUAUUCCUGUCUCCCCGACAUCAAGUGCCCUUCUAAGCCCCUCGUAA
Molecule: messenger RNA, 921 nt
Organism: Nematocida ausubeli
Lineage: Eukaryota; Fungi; Microsporidia
Exons: 1
Coding region: 1-921 (306 amino acids)
Biological process (GO): fatty acid elongation, saturated fatty acid; very long-chain fatty acid biosynthetic process; fatty acid elongation, polyunsaturated fatty acid
Cellular component (GO): endoplasmic reticulum membrane
Molecular function (GO): fatty acid elongase activity
Source: RefSeq, a predicted model, not a curated record